AUGAGUCGUCAUGAUAAUUUUCGCAAUGCUUUCAAUCUCCGAAUGUCUGAUGAGGAAAUCGACGCCACUCUGAUGGCAAAUGGCUAUAGCAUGAUUAGUCUUCACAACUCCCUCAACUCGUAUUCUGGCGAUCAUAGCAAUGACUCGUCACAUCGAUCCAGCUUUGAGGCGGACCGACAAGUUCCCAGAAGACUUACGCCGACAGAACAUGCAACACCUAGAACAAUUCCUAACCUAUCCCAAAGUCCAGAAAUUGAGACGUAUGGGAUAUCUCCGCAUCAGACUUACUUUCCUGAUGAUCGCUCCUAUUAUGGCGUUCACCCCAAUCCUGCCAAAGCACAGAUUAGCAUAGGCGACAGCCAUCUAUAUCACCAUGAUUUACCGCCCAUCGAAAGCCCUGCGGAACGGCGACAAUCUAUUCAACGGGAGUCGAUGCUCAAAGAGCUCUCCCGGGCGUUGCAAACCGAGACCCACCGAAGAGACAGGCCAUCGGAGAAGGUCGUAACUCGGCAUAGCUUGGCAGCUAUUUGGAGCGAAUCUCGCUUAGAGAAAUUCAUAGACCUCGUAAGGCCCGGAUUCGAUAAUGCCUGGAUAGAUAUCAUUCGGGAGGAGUGGCUCCAAACACUAUCUAUACUAGUGGAUAUCGGCUGGCAGGAUUGGGCGAGAUUUGCAGACAUAUUUCUCAUGCAUCACGACGAACAUUGCGAAUGGGACCGUACAGAUCGAAUGAUCCCGACGUAUACACUGGCGAUUCUGGAAGAUGAUUCAUUCUUGGGGUCCCCUUGGGCUGAAAAGUUUCAGGCUAGCCAAUAUACCUUCUGUCCGAUUGAUAUCGAAGAAGGCAAGAGUCUAAUCUUUUCAAAAGAAUGGAAGCUCCCUUUUAUUAACGAGGAAUCUACAAGUAUUGGGAAUGGUGCAUAUGGCAGGGUCACCAAGGAGAUCAUCGGAAGUGGACAUUUUCGAUCUCGAUCCGAACACCACCUGCCAGGAGCGCCUCACAGCAAAGAUAUUGCGGUCGCUUUAAAACAGUUCGAAGCCAGGGGUGACUUCAGGUCCGAAACCAAAAACCUCGACGUACUUCGCUCAAGUCUCUCCAAGCAUGAUCGCAUUGUUCCUUUCCUCGCGACCGUCACAAUUGGCAAUUCAUUCAACAUUCUUUCCCCAUUGGCAGAGAUGGAUCUAGAGGUCUUCCUUCGCGAAGGGCAUCAAAGAUGCCCAGACUUCACGGUACGUGACCUGAUGCAAGAGGCCGCGCAUCUCGCUGGGGCUCUGGCCUUCCUUCAUCAAGGAUUAGACAGUUAUCCACCAGGCCUUAGCUGCUGCCACAUGGAUCUCAAGCCAGGAAACAUCCUUGUGUUUCAUGGAGAUGCCCCAGACUUUCCAAAAGUGGGAAAGUGGAAGAUUUCUGAUUUUGGAAUUUCGAUUAUGUCUAGACCUGAGAGAACUGGCACGACUGUAACGGAAUUCGUGGAUUCAUUCACCCAUCGAGAGAGAUUAUCGCCGCCUCCUGGCCCAUAUCAAUCACCGGAUGGUGCAGGGCAUGGCCUUAAGAGCGAUAUAUGGUCCUUAGGGUGUAUUUUGACCCGGGUCCUCGCGCUCGGGUUAGAAGGGGCAGAUGGACUGAUGCAUCUUGAUCAAUUAAGGGGGAAAGAUGAUGAUGAAGUAUCCCCUUACGAGAAUGACUAUUUUCACCGUGGCUCGCCUCCUGUGCUGAAUCCCCAUGUCCGGACUUGGCUUUCUGGGCUGGUGGUCAGCGGCCGGUGUAGGUACAACCCGGACUUUCUGGAGGGCUGUCGGUCUUUGAUCCUUUCUAUGCUCGCUAUCAGCCACGAUGACAGACCGAGUGCUAGGGAUGUUCAAGAGCAACUACAUUACUUGGUUGACAUUGCUCAACCGAUUGUCUUUCGGCCACCCAGCACUAACACCAGUAUCGGUGGGUCGGCGUCAGUUGGCAGUGGGUCAGACACCAUAAGUUUCAGCAACAGGGAAAUCCAGCUGGGGGGGGAACGAUUUCUGUUGCAUGCGAUUAGCCUGUGGAAUGGGGACAUCGAUAUUGAGGAGAGGGUUUGGGCCGACGAUGAUAGGCUACUAAUUUAUGUUAUUCGGUUGGGUUUCGCACUGGCCCUUAAGGUUCUCCUGGCUCGCCAGCCGAACCUCGACCUCGAAACCCCAGAUUCCAAAGGAGACACGCCUCUCAAGAUAGCUGCUACUGCUGAGGGGGAGCGUUAUACGCACGUUAUUGAGAUCCUUCUUAACGCUGGUGUGAACAUUGACGCCCCAUCCCGAAAAGGCGUCACUCCACUCAUGUCAGCAUGCAGGCACGGCCAUGUGUCAACCGUCCGACUUCUUCUAGACCGUGGAGCGGACUGCUCACGCCAUUCUGAGGAUGGCUAUACAAGUUUACACUACGCUACGUAUGGUGAGAAUGGAGCGGAGAUCAUCGAGCUUCUCACAGGGAGAGUGUCCUUUGAUAUUCGCCGUCCCGGCAUUGAUGAAACCCCUCUGCUCACACUGAUCAAACGGUAUGAUGGCACGGAAUCGUGGUGGGCCAAGUUCGGAAAACUUUUACAAGGGUCCGCAGACAUCAAUUUGGCCGAUGCAAACCGUUGCACGCCUCUGUCACUUGCUGUAGAGGAAGAUCACUCGCAAUUGGCAGCCAUACUCCUAAGGGAGGGAGCCGAGUAUGGCGAGCGCCCCAAGCCUCGCCGCUUAUCUUCUGAUAUGAUCAGGGUGCUCAAAAAAGCGCAGCCACAAGGACGUCGGCAGAGUCAAGGCAGCUCUGGGUCAUCGACUAGGACUCGUUCGAGUCUUGCUCGCCGUUUUUCUGCGCUUGGAUUUAUGAAAUGA
Messenger RNA from Aspergillus caelatus, 2847 nucleotides. RefSeq lists its product as uncharacterized. The coding region runs from base 1 to 2847 and encodes 948 amino acids. NCBI's taxonomy places the organism in Eukaryota, Fungi, Ascomycota, Eurotiomycetes, Eurotiales, Aspergillaceae. The record is from RefSeq and is a predicted model, not a curated record. Gene Ontology annotation, biological process: protein phosphorylation. The transcript is spliced from 3 exons. Gene Ontology annotation, molecular function: ATP binding; protein kinase activity; protein binding.